AUGAAUUCCAUAGAAUCAGGGUUAAUUGGAAGACCGAAACCCAGUAUUCCGAAGAUUUUCAUUUAG
This is a messenger RNA of Caenorhabditis briggsae, 66 nucleotides long. NCBI's taxonomy places the organism in Eukaryota, Metazoa, Nematoda, Chromadorea, Rhabditida, Rhabditidae. The transcript has a single exon. Bases 1 to 66 code for a protein of 21 amino acids. The record is from RefSeq and is a predicted model, not a curated record.